Molecule: messenger RNA, 1617 nt
Organism: Dreissena polymorpha
Lineage: Eukaryota; Metazoa; Mollusca; Bivalvia; Myida; Dreissenidae
Exons: 3
Coding region: 453-1175 (240 amino acids)
Biological process (GO): small GTPase-mediated signal transduction
Molecular function (GO): GTP binding; GTPase activity
Source: RefSeq, a predicted model, not a curated record
CACAGGGCAACACAAACAGUGCGAGCAGACGUGCGUUUAGAUUGCGUGUAGCUACCGAUGCAAACCGUGACGCAAUAGAUUUAGAUUUGCUCAGAUAAUUGUUCACAUUUUUAUGUUGUAUAUGUCUUGUUAACAAAACACCCAACGGAAAUUAAUUUAUUAUGUGAAACAACGUUUAUUGAAUCAAGUUACAAUUUGAGAAACGGACCAGACGAUCUUAACUAUUUGUGCGAUUCAGGUUGAUUGCACCGUUUAAGAAACAAUUCAUCUACGGACUCUGUCAACGUUCAUUCCAGUGUAAAGAGUCGCGGCAAAGCUUUAUUCGAGAAAUAAAAUAAAAACUUCUUUUGAAUUUUUCAAAAUGGUCGACAAACGAGAACGGAAAUAGGUUUUACUAUUAAAAUCUCAACAAUAAAUAAAAUAAAAAUAAAUAAGGACCAUACAACUCAAGUAUGCGCAUGAACGAGAAGCGGCGAGGUGAGGUGAAGUGCGUCAUCGUCGGCGACGGCGCGGUCGGCAAGACGAGCAUGCUGAUGAGCUACACCACGGGCGGCAUCAUGAUGGACUACAUCCCCACGUGCUUCGACUGUUACACAGUGGACGUGUCUGUUGGCGAAAUGCAACACACCAUGAGCAUCAUAGACACAGCCGGACAGGAGACGUACGAUCGAUUGAGGACCCUCUCGUACUACGACACCGAUAUUUUCGUCAUCUGCUUUUCGGUAGAAGACGAAGAUUCCUUCAACAACGUUAAAACAAAAUGGAUUCCGGAAAUACGUCAGUACCGACCGGGAACACCGUUUAUUCUCGUAGGCACGAAACGCGAUCGCAGAAACUCUACGUUAGAAUCGAGCAGAUUGUCAGCGCAGACGACGUCUGUUUCAUACGAGAAUAAAAGUGUUAACGAUACAAAAGACGUUAAUUUCGUGUCUGUGAAAAAAGCAAAACAUUUCAGUCGAAAGUAUGGAUCGCUCCGAUACAUGGAAUGCUCAGCUCUUGAGGGAACCGGUGUAGCGGAAGUGUUCUCGGUUGCUAUGGAAGUAGCGGUUGCGCCUGUGCGUAAAAGGCCACGUAACUUUAUUUCAAGCAUUAAAUCUAUAUUUAGAAAGAAAUCUCAGUCCAAAAGAAAAAUAUUUACUUCAAAGCCGGAUUGUUUUGAGAAUAAGAACAUAUAAUAUUCUGAUAAUACCCGUAUGGUGCAAUAUUUUGUGACUUGCAUGCAUGCAAAGUGGCAAUUUAAAUUUUGUUUAUAAUGUCGCAUAUUUAUUGUGAUAUUUCACUAUAUAUAUUUAAAUAAGAUAUUUUGUUUUAUGAUAGACACACUAAUUUUUACAAUAUAUGUAUACUUGUGUAACACUUAAAAAAUAAUUUUUUGAAAUAUUGUUAAUUCUACAAUCCUAUAAUGUGUUUUUGCUUCAAGAGAAAACGUCAUCACCCAUUAUAUUUCGUAUUCGAUCCUCAAAAGAUAUCAAUGUAGUCUAUUUUCACCCAAAGCUCAAUACCUCAUGUCGAAAUUGUAUACAAUUUUCAUUUUCAAUCCCAAUGUAUACAUCACAGCGUCUGAGUUGUGCCAUAUUGUUUAUGGUGUAAUCAAGUUACGAUACAGUAUACAGCGUC